GGGGAUAGCAUGUCAACACAACAAACGAGACUGCCGGCUCGAUCUCUGCAUCUUCAAGAAACGCUCAUAUUCUCAUCCUGUCCAUGUUCCUGCAGUCAAGUUGUUCAAGUUCAAGACCUUUUGUAGUCCAACUCAAGGCUUAGCCGACAGAGUGUAAGACGAGCUGCAGAACCUCAAACACUUCUUUCGUCAGCACAUCUGAUUUCUAAAGCAGCUCUGCUCCUCACCUGUCAGCCAAACUCACAACAACAAAACCAUGGCUCAGUCAACCAAUACGUCCUCCUCCUCCUUCCCGCAGCUCGAGAUUCUCGAUCCUGCCGACCCACACAUCUUUCUCGACCCCAGCAAGUGCAUCCACGAUGGACCAGACGUGGCGCGCUUUCUCAUCUCCAAGGCGUACCGAGACAUUGGCAUCUUCGUGAUGCAGCUCAACCGCGCCCUCUGCCCUCGGAGAGACCCCUGGGGGUCCGGCACCCCCAAGACGUUCCCCCUAGUCGGCAGUGAUCGCAAAGACCCAGAGUCUAUCCGCAGUUUGCAGGGCCUCCUGGAGAAGACAGCGUCUAUCAUCGACGAGGCGCCUCCAGACCCAGGCCCGAGGCGCUUCGGGAAUAUCAGUUUCCGCAAGUGGUACAAGCUGCUGGAGGACAGGGUCGACGGACUGUUGAAGGAGUAUGUGGGUGCGGACGUGCUGGGAUUCGCGGCUACGAGUGCGAAGGACGGGCAGGGCGAGACCUUUGGCGCGCUUGACGAGCUGAGGGCCUACUUUCUCGGCGGGUUCGGCAGCCCGCAGAGACUGGACUACGGCACAGGCCAUGAGCUGAGCUUUCUUGCCUUUCUAGGGUCUUUGUGGAAACUCGGUGCUUUCCGAGACGGCACACAGGGUGGCGAUGUCGAGCGCAGUAUCGUGCUCGGUGUCUUUGAGCCGUAUCUCAAGGUGGUGAGAAAGCUGAUUCUCACAUACACACUCGAGCCCGCAGGGUCUCACGGCGUCUGGGGUCUUGAUGACCACUCGUUUAUGCCAUACAUAUUCGGCUCCGCACAACUCACGCGGCCCAUCACGGAAGAGGAGGCGAUGCCACUUGAGGGGUCUGUGCAGAGGGCACCCAAACCCGUGGACGUGACCAAGUCCGAUGCGGUGGAGAUGCUACGAGAGGUAAAUAUGUACUUCUCUGCCAUUGGUUUCAUCAACGACGUCAAAAAGGGCCCCUUCUGGGAGCAUAGCCCGAUCCUGUACGAUAUCUCUGGGAUUAAGGAUGGUUGGGGGAAAAUCAACAAGGGCAUGAUCAAGAUGUUCAACGCCGAGGUCCUGUCCAAAUUUCCCGUGGUGCAGCACUUCCCCUUUGGCUCGCUCUUCUCGUGGGACAUAGACCCAGACGCAUCUGCACCCCAGCAAUCCAUCCACAUGGUAAACCAACCUGUGGCCGCAGCAGCCGGACCAACGUCCUCUCUGCCUCCCGGCACGGGCGCGCCAUGGGCACAAGCCACACAGAUGCCUAGCCUCGGAGGCCCGGGUAUACCAGGCACUGCAGGGGCGCAGAUCAGUGUGACCAAGGCGCCGUGGGCUAAGUGA
Molecule: messenger RNA, 1570 nt
Organism: Cryphonectria parasitica EP155
Lineage: Eukaryota; Fungi; Ascomycota; Sordariomycetes; Diaporthales; Cryphonectriaceae
Product: rotamase PTPA-1
Exons: 4
Coding region: 257-1570 (437 amino acids)
Biological process (GO): mitotic spindle organization
Cellular component (GO): protein phosphatase type 2A complex; cytoplasm; nucleus
Molecular function (GO): protein tyrosine phosphatase activator activity; peptidyl-prolyl cis-trans isomerase activity
Source: RefSeq, a predicted model, not a curated record